This is a messenger RNA of Impatiens glandulifera, 980 nucleotides long. RefSeq names its product stem-specific protein TSJT1. Bases 37 to 750 code for a protein of 237 amino acids. The record is from RefSeq and is a predicted model, not a curated record. The transcript has 6 exons. Lineage: Eukaryota; Viridiplantae; Streptophyta; Magnoliopsida; Ericales; Balsaminaceae.
AUAAAAUAUUAUAUUAAUUAAGCGAUCAAUCGAAUCAUGUUGGGUGUAUUCAGCAGCUCCGUCGUAUCUCCGCCGGAAGAACUGGUCGUCGCCGGCAGCCGAACACCGUCGCCAAAGAUCAGAGCAGAAGCACUCGUCAAACGUUUCCUCAACGGUAACCCAUCUGCAGUUUCAAUCAAUGUCGGCGAUGAUGUUCAAUUAGCCUAUACCCAUCACAAAGAAUCCCCUUUACGACCAAGGACAUUCAGUGUAAAAGAAGAGAUCUUUUGCUUAUUUGAAGGAGGAUUAGAUAAUCUAGGAAGUUUAAAACAAGAAUAUGGACUUGGAAAAUCAGCAAACGAAGCUAUUUUAGUAAUUGAAGCUUAUAAAGCUCUUCGAGAUAGAGCACCAUAUCCACCUAGUCACGUCGUCGGUCACUUUUCCGGCGACUUUGCGUUCAUCGUCUUUGAUAAAUCAACCUCCACUCUGUUUGUCGCCACCGAUCAAUUUGGAAAAGUUCCACUUUAUUGGGGAAUAACUGCCGACGGAUGUGUUGCUUUUGCCGAUGAUGCUGAAUUGCUUAAAGGGGGUUGUGGGAAAUCUCUUGCUUCUUUCCCUCAAGGGUGUUUUUACUCGACGGCUCAUGGAGAGUUGAAGUGUUAUGAGAAUCCUAAGAACAAGAUUACGGCUGUUUAUGGAUCGGAGGAGGAAGUAUGGGGGGCGAAAUUUAUGGUGGAGGGAGCAACUGUUAUUGCAGGAACAGAGUUCUAGGGUAGUUCUAGAGAGAGAGAAUAAAGUGUUGUGUAAAUAAGCUUGCUUGCUUUCUUUCUUUAUUUCUCAUGUAAUCAAAUCCAUAACCUUUUCAUCUUGUCUUUUAGUUUUGUGUUUGAGUUUUUCAAAUAAUCCACUUGAAGAUUAUCCAGAUUCGGGAUUGUAUAUUAAGAAAGUAUAGUUCUUGUGCUUGCUAUACCACUUAAAAGUAUCUGAUUUUUGCUGUCCUA